This is a messenger RNA of Caretta caretta (loggerhead turtle), 3662 nucleotides long. RefSeq names its product glutamine rich 1 (gene QRICH1). Lineage: Eukaryota; Metazoa; Chordata; Testudines; Cheloniidae. The record is from RefSeq and is a predicted model, not a curated record.
GGCUUGCGCCGGGCCCCGCUGCGCAGGGACCCGCCCGCCAGGCCCGCGGCCCCGGAAAGAAGCCUGGCGAGCUGCAGCCGGGCCCGCCCGCGGGGUCUGGGGCCGGGGGUCAGCGGCGGGUCAGCGCGCCUGUCAUUUCUCACUCCGCAUCCCCGUUGUCGGCCGGUCUGGUCUGGAGACUACUUUGGCCUGCAAGUGGUGUAUCGCCACCACGACCCGCUACAGUGCGACUGGGUCAACUCUUGCUUUUAAGAAACUUCAAGAUAAGAUAUACAGUAGAUCUUCAGACCAGGCCUGGUAUAGUCAGAGCCUUGUAAAGAUCCAAGUGCUAAGGCUCCUGAGUCCAGAAAUCUCUACUUUAGAGACAAAGCAAGGGUCAUAGUUGCUUAUAUGCAGUGAAAACUGUUCAAGAUCAACCUUACUAAGCAAUCUCCUGUCCUAGGGGACCCCUGCAAAUUAAUUGAGUACAAUCUUGCUGCUCAUUUAUUGGAAAACCUCUCCAAAUGUUACAAGUCUAAGAGCUCAGGACAAGUGCAGCAGAAAUACCUGCAACAUGGUGACUGGAAUCCUAAGGACCUUGCAAUAUGAAUAAUUCUCUGGAGAACACCAUUUCCUUUGAAGAAUACAUCCGUGUGAAAGCACGAACAAUCCCUCAGCACAGGAUGAAGGAGUUUCUUGACUCUCUUGCUUCCAAGGGACCUGAAGCUCUCCAGGAGUUCCAGCAGACAGCCACCACCACCAUGGUAUAUCAACAAGGUGGAAACUGCAUUUACACGGACAGCACAGAGGUGGCCGGAUCUUUGCUUGAGCUUGCCUGUCCCGUUACAACCAGUGUCCAGCAACAAACGCAACAAGAGCAACAGAUACAGGUUCAGCAGCCACAACAGGUCCAGGUACAAGUCCAGGUCCAGCAGUCCCCGCAACAGGUCUCUGCCCAGCAGCUCUCUCCCCAGCUCACUGUCCACCAAGCCUCAGAGCAGCCAAUACAGGUCCAAGUUCAGAUCCAAGGCCAGGCACAGCAGCAGGCAUCCCAGACAAUACAGAGUCAGUCUCUUCAGAGCCCUAGCCCAUCUCAGCUGCAAGCAGCUCAAAUCCAGGUGCAGCAUGUACAGACUGCCCAGCAGAUCCAGGCCACUGAGAUCCAGGAGGAGCACAUACAGCACCAGCAGAUCCAGGCCCAGCUUGUCUCUGGACAGGCCAUUGCUGGUAGCCAGCAGAUCCAGAUCCAGACAGUUGGGGCACUGUCCCCUCCACCUUCUCAGCAAGGCUCACCACGGGAAGGCGAACGGCGGAUCAGCACUGCUAGUGUCCUUCAGCCAGUGAAGAAGCGUAAAGUAGAUAUGCCUAUUACUGUGUCAUAUGCUAUUUCAGGGCAGCCAGUUGCCACAGUGUUGGCCAUUCCUCAAGGCCAGCAGCAGAGUUAUGUAUCUUUAAGGCCAGACUUAUUAACAGUGGACAGUGCUCACCUAUACAGUGCCACUGGGACCAUUACUAGCCCCACUGGAGAGACUUGGACCAUCCCUGUUUACUCAGCUCAGCCACGUGGUGACCUUCAGCAGCAAAAUAUAACCCACAUCGCCAUCCCCCAGGAGGCCUACAAUGCUGUCCACGUCAGUGGCUCGCCAACAACACUGGCUGCUGUGAAGCUGGAGGAUGACAAGGAUAAGAUGGUGGGAGGUGCAUCUGUAGUGAAAAACUCACAGGAGGAAGUGGUGCAAACUAUCGCUAACUCACUCUUUCCAGCACAGUUCAUGAAUGGCAACAUCCACAUUCCAGUGGCAGUGCAGGCCGUGGCAGGGACAUACCAGAAUACAGCUCAGACGGUGCACAUAUGGGACCCGCAGCAGCAACAGCAGCCCACACCCCAAGAGCAGGGGCAGCAGCAGCAGCUCCAAGUGACUUGUUCUGCUCAAACUGUUCAGGUAGCUGAAGUGGAGCCACAGCCACAGCCUCAGCCUUCACCUGAACUCUUGCUUCCGAACUCCCUGAAGCCAGAAGAAGGGCUCGACGUGUGGAAAAGCUGGGCACAGACCAAGAAUGCAGAGCUGGAAAAGGAGUCUCAGAACAGGCUAGCCCCUAUUGGCAGACGCCAGCUGCUGAGAUUCCAGGAAGAUCUCAUCUCCUCUGCUGUGGCUGAGUUGAAUUAUGGGCUAUGCUUGAUGACACGAGAAGCUCGCAAUGGUGAAGGUGAACCAUACGAUCCAGAUGUACUCUACUAUAUCUUCCUGUGUAUUCAGAAGUAUCUCUUUGAAAACGGACGAGUAGAUGACAUUUUCUCAGAUCUCUAUUAUAUACGGUUUACCGAGUGGUUACAUGAAGUUCUCAAGGAUGUACAGCCCCGGGUCACCCCUCUUGGUUAUGUCCUCCCCAGCCAUGUAACAGAAGAGAUGCUGUGGGAGUGCAAGCAACUGGGAGCUCACUCCCCUUCCACCUUGCUCACUACGCUGAUGUUUUUUAACACAAAGUACUUCCUGUUGAAAACGGUAGACCAGCACAUGAAGUUGGCCUUCUCCAAGGUUUUGAGGCAGACCAAGAAGAACCCUUCCAAUCCCAAGGAUAAGAGCACGAGUAUCCGGUAUCUGAAGGCACUUGGUAUACACCAGACAGGCCAGAAAGUUACAGAUGACAUGUAUGCAGAGCAGACUGAGAAUCCAGAGAACCCCCUGCGGUGCCCCAUAAAGCUCUAUGACUUCUACCUCUUCAAAUGCCCCCAGAGUGUGAAAGGCCGGAAUGAUACAUUUUACUUAACUCCGGAGCCGGUGGUAGCCCCUAACAGCCCGAUCUGGUAUUCCAUCCAGCCAAUCAGCAGAGAGCAGAUGGAGCAGAUGCUCACUCGGAUCCUGGUGAUACGAGAGAUUCAGGAAGCUAUUGCUGUAGCUAAUGCCAGCACCAUGCACUAAGGCAUCCUUCCCAGCUCAGAAAGGGGUGGGGUGGGGCAGUGCGGUGGGGGGGAUGACGAGCAACGAUAAAUUGUACAGACUUUUACACUAAAGGAGAUGCCUACGUUUUGUUUUUUAUUGGUGUAGUUAUGAAGCCCUUUUAGGCUUCUUCUGUUUAAAAGAAUCUAAAAGGAAAACCUACCCAAUGUGUAUCCUACCAAACACACUGAGCUGUUAGACCCAUUGGAGGCUGCAUUUCUCUGCCAGCUCAGAGCUGUUGAAACUGCUGGUUGACUUUGGUUUUUUAUGAUGUAGAAAACAGAACAUGAGCUAUGGGAUUGGCCUGGAUGGCUGGGGCCUCUGAUGCCUCCUCAGAGCAUGUGCAGCCUGGAGAGCGCAGAAUGAUGGAUGGACCUGCUCAGCCAGCCAAGGAGAGGCAGGUGUCUCUCCUUUGUGCUCAGACAUUAAUUUGCUGUUGUCCUGGAAGGAGGAGGAGAGAGUGAACUGCAAUUAUGAUUUCUAAAAAACAAUUUCUAUUCAGACCUUUAAGUGACAUUUUUAGAUGUUAAAAGUAAAAAAAAAAAAACAAAAAAAAACAAAAAAAAACUUUACCACACUCUUCUUUUUUUUGGCCUGACAUUGAGGCCUUAAACCUUGAGGCUCCUGUGCCUGAUGGAGUUCUUGUACCAUACACUUGUGUAUCAUAUAAAGAUACCACCCUGUUUCUCUUAUGUAUUCUUACUCUAGUUGUUUAUUAAGAAUGACGAGCACGUCUUUUCAACA